Messenger RNA from Fomitopsis serialis, 1321 nucleotides. RefSeq lists its product as uncharacterized. The coding region runs from base 162 to 1256 and encodes 364 amino acids. The record is from RefSeq and is a predicted model, not a curated record. Lineage: Eukaryota; Fungi; Basidiomycota; Agaricomycetes; Polyporales; Fomitopsidaceae. The transcript has 7 exons.
CGCUGCGUCGUUCGUCUCUCCCACCAUCUGCGAUCAGUGUAUUCGAGCGGGCGAGUUGGGUCAACGACGUUGACUUUCGAUACUGCAAUCGCAGACUUAGUACGUUACCAAGAUGGUGGUGUUGGGGGUACGCGAGGCCUAAUAACCGUGCCAGAAGCACGAUGUACUUGAAUCAGAACAAUCGUGGUCGCCGCGCCUCACAGCCUGCUAAGAAUGGCCGCGCGGCCCGCCCUGCCAACGGGGGUGUUGCACCACCCCCGUAUACCCCAUACCAAGAAACGAACUCGUAUGUACAGCUUCGUCCGAACAAGGCGCGGGCGGUUCCCAAAUGGGUCUGGAUCCUGUUUGUAGCGGCUUCCAUCGUGGGGAUCGUGGUCUUUGGCAUACUACAGACCUGCCGUGCCAACAGACAGACCCACCGCGCCGACGCCCUAGACCGCCGCCUGGCGGAGUACCCACCCACGCGCGUGGAGCUUGACGCGCUCAAGGCAGAGUGGGAGGAGGGGCGCACGAAGCAUGAGAUGGAGAAGCGGGCAUAUGACGCGGAUACGGAGCGGUGGAGGCGUGCGAUGCAGGGGCAUGAGGCGGCGAAGAGAGGGUGGGCGGAGGAACAGGAGCGAUGGGCGCGUCAGAAGGAGGCGCGCGAGAGGGAGUGGAAGGAGGAGCAGGGGCGGUGGGUGCGUCAGAAGGAGGCGCGCGAGAGGGAGUGGAAGGAGGAGCAGGAGGAGCAGGCACGGCAAAGGGAGAAACGCGAGAGAGAGCGGAGGGAGGAGCCAGUCCAGCACCGCAUGCAGGAGGGUAAUGUGUUGGGCUUGUCCUGGGGACAGAUCGAGAGCCACCAGUGCGUCCGCUAUGGGACUCGGGAGUAUACGGCACGCCUCGCCUUCAAUGUGAAGGAGGCGUGCCAGCAUAUGCCCAUCGCUAUCAAUGGCGCCACAAUCAGCGCACCUCAUGAGUGCAUCAUGGAAGGAGACGCUCUGGUGAGUCGCUGGAACAUCGAUCAGGGCGAAGCGGCAUGCAAGCCCUACUGGGGAAAACUGUAUGACAAGGGUUGUAUUGGUUGGGGCUCUGGCAAGCACCGCUACGAAGCCCGCCUGUGGGAUAUCCAUGAUGGCAUGGAUUGGAUGGCCAUGUGUACCACCACCCCCGCCGACAUUCGUGGCCACCAUCUCGAUGCCCCGACGCAUUGCGACAAUCGAGGCAUUUUCCAUGGCAUGGUCGGCAUGUGGGAUGUCGACGACUACCAGUGCCAGUGAAUGAUUCCCAUUCAGUAGAGCUUCAACACCUUCCGGUUCCCAUGUGUCUGUUCUUGUUCUGUCUA